AUGCACCUGGGCCUCGCCCGCGAACAACGCAGACAGAUUCACCUGCCUGCCCAUCCCGUUCCCAUCGCGGGUCUUCAGCUGCUGACUCGCCCAAGCUCGUCGUCCCGUCGCAACAUCCGGGCAUGUUUGCGAUGGCUCAUGACACCUGGUGUCUGGCUCGCAUUGCCAUCUGCGACCCACUCCUCUGCCUCCAAGUCCGUCUUCGUUAGCGAGCAAAGGGGUACAUCACACCACAUCGGAUCGCCUGUAUUCCAGUGGCGGCAUGUGGCAUGGCAUGCUCGUUCGUUCGAGGGACAGUCCGGACGCAGGGCGCGCAGCUCGCGGGGAGCAGGUAGGGAAGACGGAGAGGCGCGCACCCCAGGGUUCGUUGGAUCCCGCGCAUAUGGCUCAACCACUUGCGUACGUGUGUGGGAGGGAGGGAUGGUUGAUGGUCCAGAUGGGAGGCUCAUGAGCGAGGGAGAGGGAGGAGAGCGAGUGGGCGCGGCGAGUGUGCCUGCGCUGUCAGAAUGUGCGGGACAAUGGCUGGGGGAGCAAGAGAGGUGGUUUGUGGAAGCACACGUGCAGAGCUGUACAGGCGCUAACACGUGCGAUGCGGGCGGGCACCGCACAGGCAGCGAUGCAGAGCGGCGACGCUGGCGAUUCACAAGGGCGUUGAGGGCGGUGGACACUGCCACUCUGUCUCAGUCUGUUGCAAGUCGAUGGAUGGAAGACAUAGCUCGUCCUGAUGUCGAGGCUGCCUGGCACGCCGAACACGUCGUGCGUCGUGGCGGCGCAGAGCUUGUGAGCCAGACCGUCGGACUGCUUCGGUGGCUCCCUAAGGUCACCAACGCCAGCUCGAUGCAGCAUGAUGGAAGGGUGGGGCGGCCCGGUAGAACUGGAGAGUUCGCUGGGCAUGCUGCUCUUCGAAGUGGAAUCUUGAAGAAGGUAGUGGUGGAUGCAUCGAGCAACGGGCUCGACGCAUCCACCGCAUGCCUGGAUAAAGAAACACAAGGAGGCGGCCCAGCAGAGCUAGGAGGCUCUCCGGACGUGCUGUCUUGCAAGUCGAUAGCAACAGACGCAAUUGCCGUGCUGCCAGUUGAGCCCAGUACCCUAUUGAUGUUGGAGGAAUGCACGACGAGCUCGUUGACCAUCGUGCAGCGUCUGGACGUGGGCACUGAGUUUGGUGAUGCCCCGACCGGGGUCGCCGUCCUAAGGGGCAGAUGGGAGUUGCUUGAAGAAGACAUUAUGCAGGUGGUUGAUUGGCCCACUGUGAUCAGGAGUGAGGGUGGCCUGGGCUGCCCGGUUGAGCUGGGCUGCAGUGUGUGGUGGAGUAGAAUGGUGAGUGGGGUUUGCUGGAGCAGCAGCUGGGGCUGCAAGAGCAGCAGGGUCAGGGGGAACAGGAGGAUCAAGGGUCAGUGGGCCAGGGGGCCCAUUACAGGGGGGGAGAAAGGGGGCACCAAGGACAGCCAUAUUGCUGGGGUCGGGAGGUGCAGCACUUAUGGUGCAGGUUACAUCAAGAUUAAACCUGUUGAGUGCUUUGGUAGCAGCAUCAAGAGCUGUGGUGACACCCACAGGCAAGCCAGCCAGACAACCUUCAAGGACAUCAGCAAAGCAUCCAGAACAAUGGGCAAGACACUCACUGAUAUCAUGGAGAGAAUAUGUGACAGUGAAUAUUGCAAGCAACAAAUCUUGAGGGAGUAUGAGCUCAGGGGCAUGUAUGAAAACAAUGCCCAAGCUUGA
Messenger RNA from Fomitopsis serialis, 1719 nucleotides. RefSeq lists its product as uncharacterized. Bases 1 to 1719 code for a protein of 572 amino acids. Lineage: Eukaryota; Fungi; Basidiomycota; Agaricomycetes; Polyporales; Fomitopsidaceae. The record is from RefSeq and is a predicted model, not a curated record. The transcript is spliced from 14 exons.